GCGGCCGCCCCGGUGCUCGCAGCGCUGCGGAGGCGCCGGGCUCUGCGGCGGGGCAGCCGCUCGCCGCGGGUGAGCUCCCGGCUGGGGCUGCUCGGCAGCACCGGGGGAAAGGGGAUGCGUCAGGGGGGGCCGGCAUCCCCCCCUCCCCCGGGGCAGCGGCGACAGCCCGCACCUGGCGCGGCCCUGCGUACGGGAGCGGAGGGAUGACCUCUAAGGAUGCUUCAGGUGAAGCUAAUAGUAACUGGAGAUGACUUUGGCUAUUGUCCUCGGAGAAACCAAGGCAUCGUGGACUGUUUCCUGGCUGGUGCGGUAUCUAACGUGUCCCUUUUAGUCAACGGAAGUGCUGCAGCAGAUGCAGCCAAGCUGGCAAGGAGAUACAACAUCCCAAUAGGCCUGCAUGCCAACCUCUCCGAGGGCUCUCCUGUAUGUGAGGUGCUCAAAACAAACUCUACUCUGCUCAACCAAGAUGGAUUCUUCCAUGGGAAAAUGGGAUUCAGAACAGCUCUAUCAAAAGGUCUCCUGAAUAUGUCAGAGGUGAAGCAGGAGCUAAAGGCCCAGGUGGAGCUGUUCCAUGAGCUGACAGGUCACCUACCUCCUCACAUGGAUGGGCACCAGCACAUCCACGUCCUGCCAGAGGUCAGGCACGUAUUUGCAGAGGUGUUAGAGGAAUAUGGGAUUAAGUACACACGUGUCCCAAUAGAGCCAGGCCUUCAUAACUGUGACUGGAUUCCACCAUCCCUGAUGGACUUUUAUCAGGGAGUAGAAGAAGAUUCUUUUAACACAGUCGAUGUGUUUACAAGGCAUGGAAUAAGGUGGCCAGACAUUUACAUAGGUUUGAGCACCAUGGGCAAGAACAUGUCCGUCAGUAACAUCGGGAGUGCCAUCGACACCGCCAUCCUGCAGCUCACCUCCCGGGCGCCCGCGCAGCCGACGCCGCAGAGCAGGACAGUGACGAUUGAGCUGAUGGUGCACCCGGGGUACCCCAGUGUCCCGCCCGUCGGUGGCUGUGGGGAAGGACCAGAUGAUUUCUCACAGUCCUGGGAGCGCCUCCAUGAACUCCAGACAUUAAUUAAGCCAGAGCUGCAGAGCCAUUACAAAACCAGGAACAUUCAGCUUUGUUCAUUCAAAGAUCUUUAAGUAAAUAAGCAUACGUACAUACAUUUAUUCCCACUCUGAAGACAGGCAGUUGCUAAUGUCCGGAAGCCAGACCACUGUUAUCAGUGCAGUUACCUCCUGGUACAGCUGACAGGAGCUGGGAACAGCCUGGGAACAGCAUCAGGAUGUUCAUGGAAGAGCAACACGCUGGGAGCAGCUACAGGCAGUGCCCCGACUGGCGGUUUUUAGGCCACAGCAUCUGCUCUGAAUGCACCAAACCUCUUCCACAUCACCCCCUCGGACACCAUUCCAGCGCAGUGCGGCAGCCAAGGGCCAGCUCUCCUCCCAGGGCUCAGUUCCUGCCCAGGCAAUGGUGAGCAGCACCAAGACACGCUUUGCUGUGAGGCCAGGGAGCACAUGGCACCCCGAGGGUUCUGAUCAUUUCUCUUUUUGGACUUGCCCGCAAAGAAUGAAAGGUGUUGGGGAGCAAGGGCUGCUUUGGAGCAACGGCUCGGUGUAGGCUGCCCACAGGCCUCGGAACCUUCAGCAUCUGGUUUUCUUAAAGCACUCUGGCGUGGUGCCUUCCCCUCUGCCCGUACCAGCUCAUCAGUGUUGGGGGCACUGGGGCACGUUACCCUCACAGCGUCUCUCUGCUCAGAGCAGUCGCGGCGCAGGUUGAGUGUGGUGGUGUUGCUGCCAUACGCCACCUCCAGCCUCAGCCAGCGGCGAGCACGGCUCUUCCCAGUUACGUUGCCUCUUGGCAUUGAGGCAGGAUAGGAAAGUAACAUCAGCCACAGCCCUUUCAGAGAGGCUUUUCUUUUUUUUUUUGGAUGACUUUGCAAGAACAGCAACUGUUGACCCAUCUGCUAUUUCAGUAACUGCUGCAUAUGAGAGCUCACCAGCAACUGUUCCUGCGCUGCCCACUGCCUCUCAUGAAAAACGUGUGGGAAGGCUGCGUACCAACUCUGAGCAAAUCUUCGAGUGGAAAAGGUCCUUGUAGUUGUCCAUUCUUGUUGUUGUCGUCAAAUCAUUCAAACUUCAGCAAGCCCUAAUAAUACUGAUACAUUUAACUGUGUUCUUAACUGUAGUCCUAUCACUCACACGUAACUUUCACAUGGGAAAAUUAUUUUUGAUUUGUACAGAAAAUUAGCAUAAACAGUGCUCUAUUUAGCAUAAUAAUUUUUGGUUAAUCAUUUUUUUAAACAUUUCAAUACGAUCAUCAUUUUUUUAAGUGAAAAAUAAACUCAGGCCUUUUUCUACUGUAAUGCUUCAGGAAGCUUUUGGUUUUAGUGGCAGCUGGAGAGCAAACGGAACGCACUCCCCUGCCUGCUCCAGUCGCGGGGUGCUGGAAGGUGCCUCUUUCUGUCGUCUGUGGGACCCGUCAGACCUUCCCUGUAAAACAUCUGAGGAAGUUUUUGUUCUGUACAAAUAUGAAAACCAACAUCAAGGAUGCUUUAGAAAAUAUUUUUCCAGGUUCCUUCCUAAGUUAUUGUCGUGAAAUUAAUUUGAUAUAUGACAAGUUUGUUUCUAACAAACCCCACCCACCGUACCCUGGAAGUGCUGCCCACCCGGCCGGGAGCAGCAGGUACCGUCCCGGCCCGCGCGGUUUCUGGGGCCGGUCCCCUCGGGCUCUGCUGGCGAAGUUCCCGCUGUGUGAUAACAGAGAAUAAAAACCCCCGAGGUGCCAGACCUGCAGGAAGCAGCUGCAGCUCCAGAGCACAGACCCGUGAGUGCCAUCUAGUGACCGAUGAUAUUUUAUUUACAUCAGGGUUAAGCCUGACAGCAACACUGGUUACUUAAUACCAGAGCUCAGCUUUUUAUGUAAUGUGACCGUAUUUUGAUGGAUUUUUUUACCCUUAUUUUUAACGUUUAAAUUGCUCCAUGUUCGAAUCGAUGAAUUUGCUCUGAUCACAACCAUCAGGACGUUACGCACUUGCUGACUGUUGUAUGUAUUUUCUGCCAGCCGAACACUGAAAACACGAGUUAGUUCUGUAUUGCAAACAAAAAGAUAUAUUUUGCAAAUUUUAUAUUUCAAAAUGAACAGCAUUAAACUCCAAAUUUUAUUUUAAAUGCAAGGGAGUUUUAAGUGGAGAAAUUAAUAACUGCUAAAGGCUUCUAAAUAGGGAACCUUUGAAUUGCAUAAAACAGGGAGCUAAGAAAGGAAGGUUGUCAGUGGUUCUAUCAAAAGCUUUAAAGAAAACACUGAGUUCAAAUUAAAACCCCAUUCAGACCACUACCUACAAAUGUCAUUGUGCCGGGAUACUGAAGAAGUCUAAACCCCAAGCCUCUCUGAAAAUAAAACCAUGCCACAA
This is a messenger RNA of Tyto alba (common barn owl), 3407 nucleotides long. It is a transcript of the gene YDJC, whose product is annotated as YdjC chitooligosaccharide deacetylase homolog. The transcript is spliced from 6 exons. Gene Ontology annotation, biological process: carbohydrate metabolic process. NCBI's taxonomy places the organism in Eukaryota, Metazoa, Chordata, Aves, Strigiformes, Tytonidae. The record is from RefSeq and is a predicted model, not a curated record. Gene Ontology annotation, molecular function: deacetylase activity. Bases 217 to 1137 code for a protein of 306 amino acids.